This is a messenger RNA of Octodon degus (degu), 5336 nucleotides long. It is a transcript of the gene Znf319, whose product is annotated as zinc finger protein 319. Gene Ontology annotation, biological process: regulation of DNA-templated transcription. NCBI's taxonomy places the organism in Eukaryota, Metazoa, Chordata, Mammalia, Rodentia, Octodontidae. The transcript is spliced from 2 exons. Gene Ontology annotation, molecular function: DNA-binding transcription factor activity, RNA polymerase II-specific; RNA polymerase II cis-regulatory region sequence-specific DNA binding. The record is from RefSeq and is a predicted model, not a curated record. The coding region runs from base 468 to 2216 and encodes 582 amino acids.
CCGGCGCUCCUCAGUCUCGGCCCGCUAUCCCGGCCUCGCGGGUGGCCUCCUCGGAUCCCGCCGCCGCGAGCCCGAUCCCGCCUCCAGGCCAGCCUCCGCAGCUACGCUAGGCCGAGGAUUGGCAGCGCGCGUAGGCCGCGCCGCCGCUGAUGGAGCCGGAAUAAAGAGGUGGCCGAGAGAGCAGCUCGUCACUGCUCGUCGUCCGGCGCCUGGCCCUACGGGCGACCCGGAGCAGAACUGACCUCCAGGAAGGCAGAGGAAGGGCUGCCUUGAAGAGCCCCGUCCUGUAGACCCACUUGUAUUUUGUCUUCUUGGCUAAUGACUGGGGCUGUCCAACCCAUCCUUUUUUGUGCCUUAUCUGAGGUGCUUGUCCACCCCUGAGAUUGGGCAGCUUCUCUUUGGGUUGGGUCACGGUGAGCAGGAAACUGAAGCCAUUACUCUCCAAGCCUUGUUUCAUCUUCCCAAGCAUGUCGGAAGCCUGGCAGCAGCCACCACAGACGCAGCCGCAGCAGCCACAGCCACCUCAACCUCAGCAUCAUGCAGAACCACCACCAGCCCUGGCGGAGCACACACUGCCCCCAGGCACAGCUGAGAACCCACUGGGCUGUGCUGUCUAUGGCAUCCUCCUGCAGCCAGACCCAGGCCUGCAGCCCCCACAACAUGCACCUCUUCAGGCAGCCAGUGAGCAGGGCCCCAAAUGUGGGGUGUGUGGUCAUGACCUGACACAUCUGUCCAGCCCACACGAGCACCAGUGCCUGGUGGGUCACGACCGCUCGUUCCAGUGUACCCAGUGUCUCAAGAUCUUCCACCAGGCCACAGACCUGCUGGAGCACCAGUGUGUGCAGGCUGAGCAGAAGCCUUUUGUCUGUGGGGUCUGCAAGAUGGGCUUCUCUCUACUCACCUCCCUGGCACAGCACCACAGUGCCCAUACUGGCCUUGUGAAGUGCUCCAUCUGUGAGAAGACAUAUAAGCCAGCAGAAGCCUCUGAGCCAGCCACUACUGCUGGCCCUUCGCUUCCCCCUGCACCCCCUCCUCCUGCUGUAGCCCCUGCAGAACAACCUGAAAAGCCCUACAGCUGCCCCAUCUGCCAGAAGCCCUUCAAGCACCUGUCCGAGCUCUCUCGUCAUGAGCGGAUCCAUACUGGCGAGAAGCCAUACAAGUGCACGCUGUGUGACAAGAGCUUCAGCCAGUCGUCUCACCUAGUGCACCACAAGCGCACACACAGCUCAGAGCGCCCCUACAAGUGUGCCGUGUGUGAGAAGACCUUUAAGCACCGCUCUCACCUGGUGCGCCACAUGUAUGCUCACUCGGGCGAGCACCACCUGUUCCGCUGCAACGUGUGCGAGCUGCACUUCAAAGAGUCGUCAGAACUGCUGCAGCACCCGUGCACCCCGAGUGGCGAGCGGCCCUUCCGCUGCGGUGAGUGCCAGAAGGCCUUCAAGCGGCCAUCAGACCUGCGGCAACAUGAGCGCACGCAUAGCGCUGAGCGGCCCUUCAAGUGCGACCUGUGCCCCAUGGGCUUCAAGCAGCAGUACGCACUCAUGCGGCACCGGCGCACUCACAAGACGGAAGAGCCCUUCAAGUGCGGCCUGUGCGAGAAAGGCUUUGGACAGCCCAGCCACCUGCUCUACCACCAACACGUACACACCCUCGAGACUCUCUUCAAGUGCCCCGUAUGCCAGAAGGGCUUUGACCAGUCGGCUGAGCUGCUGCGGCACAAGUGCUUGCCGGGCUCCACCGAGAGGCCCUUCAAAUGUCCUGUGUGCAACAAGGCCUACAAGCGGGCGUCCGCCCUGCAGAAGCACCAGUUGGUGCACUGCUCUGCGGCUGAGAAGCCCCUGCGCUGCACGCUGUGCGACCGCCGCUUCUUCUCUUCCUCAGAGUUUGUGCAGCACCGCUGUGACCCUGUGCGUGAGAAGCCACUCAAGUGCCCAGACUGCGAGAAGCGCUUCAAGUAUGCUUCAGACCUGCAGCGCCACCGGCGGGUGCACACGGGCGAGAAGCCCUACAAGUGCCCCAACUGCGACAAGGCCUUCAAGCAGCGUGAACAUCUCAACAAGCACCAGGGUGUGCACGCCCGAGAGCAGCAGUUCAAGUGUGUAUGGUGUGGAGAGCGUUUCCUGGACGUGGCCUUGCUGCAGGAGCACAGUGCCCAGCACAGUGCUGCUGCUGCAGCUGCAGAGGGUGCCUACCAGGUGGCUGCCUGCCUGCCCUGAGGCCCUGUGGCCCACUAGGCCCCUUCAGCCUCGCCUCCUUACAGCCUCCUUACAGCUGCAUUGUGCUAAGGCCCCCACCCAGCUCAGUGGUCUGAGUCCCUGGGAGUGAGGACAUAAGGGUUCUGGGGUUGGGGAAGGUGUGUAGUGCCAAGCACUCCUGGCACCAGCCUGUCAGUGAGGAGAGGAAGAUUCAGAUCCCAUACGCUUCCCAUCACAGGAAUCCCACUGGCAGUCACCUGGCUCCAACCUUCCCAAAUCUUCCAGCCUAGUUAGAAAUCAGAUGGGGGGGGGGAGGGGAGAGGGUUAUGGUAGGGCCUGCACCUCAGAGGUAGGUUGUGGUGUAGUCCGGGGCAUGAGGGAGAGCAGACAGUGACCAGCCAUGCCCUGACUGCCUCAGCCAGGGGAGGUGUUUGCCUACACUUCUGACAGUCUCGGUGUUCAGGACAGGAGUCUGGGCCUAACCAGAAGUGGGGAAGCAGAGACGUUCCUGUGAUCCCUAACGCGGGGGCAGGGCUGUCUGGGGGAAGAUGAGCAGCCUGCAUGUGCUGAGAGCUUUUCCCAUAGCUCUGGAAGCACCCUCUCACCUUUACAUUGUGGCCCUGAGCUCUGGUAGAGGGCUGCAGACAUGAAAGUUGGGUGUGGUGGAAAGGCCUGCAGGGCUCAGAGGUGAUAGGCCAAGCCCAUGACGCCCCCAGCAGGUGCACACAUCUCCUCCCCCAGGUUGUGUGAACCAAAGUGUCUGGGGCUCAGGGUUGUAGACUUGGUGAGCUAGCCCCAGUCCUGCCUCACAGCCCAGAUCAGAUGCCAGGGUGGUGAAUGGCCUCUGACCCCACAGUUCCCUUCCAGCCCAUGGGGAUGCAGCCCUCCAGCAGUCUGGCUGCUGGCCCAGACCCUAGGGAUCAUAGGCUCUGAACAUCCAGCUACUUUCAAGCCCAGAGCAUUCUCCUUUGGGGAUUCCUAUAACCUCUGCUAGAUCUCUUGGGGCAGAAGGUGUCCAGGGCAUGGGGAAGAAGAGGAGCAAGUAGGUUUAAGGAAUCGAGGAGGCAAUGUGCUUAUCAGGUGAAGAGUCAAGCAAGAUCUCCAGGGCCUUUCUUGGAGCCCAGAGAAGCUUUAUUGUAAGAAUCAUCAGCCCUGCUGCUGCCCUCUUCACCCGGUCCUGGUUUAAAAAAAAACUUGAGUAGUACACAUGCCAAUGGCUGGAGGGGCAGAAAGACACCACCUUGCCUCGGGCUGUGGUAUCUGCAUAGCCACAUCCACCUCUUCUGUUGGACUGGGUUCCCUUCUGUGCCACAGAGAGGGGCUGACUUUACCCUUGGUGCUGGCUCUCGGUCAUAAUGCCUCAAAAGAAUGGAGCCCACUCCCGACUGCUGCUUUUCCAUUCAUUUGCUUUCUAAAAGCAAUUUGUUAUGCUAUUCCUAACACUGUAGUUUAAUUUCACAUCAUUUUUGGAUCUUACAUAUAAAUGUGGGAAUUUGGAUUUUUAAAAAAGAAUGACUCCAUUGUAGGUAGCCACUUUCGAUGUUAAUAUAUAGUGAGUCCAAUGUAUACUUUAGAAGUAAAGACAUUGACCACCACAGACCAAAGCUCCACUUGUUCUGUUCACACUUCACAGGGGAAUGCUAGGACGCAGAGGCAGACUGGGUUCUGAGACUCAGUGCUGGCUUUGCCUCCUAAGUUUUGGAUAUUCUGGUUGUAUGGCCUUGUGUAAUUUGCUCAGUUUUCGGAUUCAGUUGGCUCAUCUAUUUGAAAAAAAAAAAAAGGUCUUUGUCUGUUGUAAGAUCUCAUAUGGAGUUACACUGGCAGUACCUGCUGCAGGAUACACCGGGCCCUUGGGAGUGGACCGGGCUGCCCUUGACCUCAGGGCUUUGCCCCAGCCCUUCAGGAGGAAGUAGGGCUGUGAGAGACCAGUGGCCUCUGGGAAGGCCAGAGGGCUGGGACUGGUACUAGUAAGCAAGAAAACUUGCCCAUCCUCUCCCUGGAGCAGUGGCCAGUCCACAUAGCCCUGCCUUGCCCUACCCUGCCUGGAGGAUGGCCUGUUCUUGCUUUACACUGCCCACCCUGUCCCAGUGACCCCUUUGCCUGCUUAGCCCAGCUGCCUCCAACUUCCUCUGUGCCCAUCCCUGCCCUGCCCACAGAUACCCAACUGCAACUCAGGCUCUUUCUACCCAGCACUCCAUCUGUCUUAAGAGAUGGAACCUAGGGCCUUGCCCACAUGAGGCAAGUGCUUGACUACUGAGCUGUGCCCCCAGCCCUCUUCAUUUCUCAAAGGUGAUGGGAGAGAAGGAGAAAAGCACCCAGGUCUGGGCACUUGAGAGUCAGUGGAGGGUAGCCAGCAGGAGGACCUAGCCCUGGGUCGGUAAGGUAGGAGUGGGAGGUUAGAAACACAAGGACUGUGUACACUGCAGAGAGCCCGAAAACAGGAAAGAAGCCUUAGUAAAAAGCCUCUCAAAGCCCCACAUGUGACUGGGUCCUAUGCUUACUCCUGUGUGACCCUGGGAGGACUCUUCAAAAGCCUGUGGUUCCUAUGGCAGGCCUUUACUUCUGAGGAGAGAAUGGCCAGGUGCCUUUGUGUCUGUGCUAGGCUCAAAUCUUGACUUUCUGGCCACGUGACCUUCAGUAAACAACCCAUCCACCUAGUCGGCAGGGUGGACCUGCAUGUUUUCUUUGGGCAGAACCUAGAGACCCAGGACUUGUCCAGAGUCGUACAGGAUGAUGCAGGUGGCCUAGAUGUGAAUCUGGUAUGUACACACAGGUGGAAGACAGGCAGGGGGCCAGGGCCAGGACAGUGCUGUGCCCUGAACCACAUAGACCUCCAGCUCUGGCCACUGAUACCUGGGACUCUGGCUCCUACCCAGCCUUUGCUGGGCAGGAAGCUGGUAACAGCCAGGACUGGUUCUGACCCAGAGAGCAGGAAAGCUGUCCCCAGCAGACGGGGUGGCUAGCCCUUCUAGCCCACUCUCAGCUGCAUGAGGUAUCAAAACUCGAGUGCUCCAUCUUUUCUUGAGUGCAGCGACAGCUCGCUCAAGAGUUAAGUCUCCCAAGCACUGCUGUGGACAACCAUCCCUCCAUCUCCAGGACCCGGUGGCCCUGGUUCUCCUUCUUCAUCUGCAGCAGGCUUUG